Molecule: messenger RNA, 852 nt
Organism: Lepus europaeus (European hare)
Lineage: Eukaryota; Metazoa; Chordata; Mammalia; Lagomorpha; Leporidae
Gene: EDARADD
Product: EDAR associated via death domain
Exons: 7
Coding region: 1-852 (283 amino acids)
Biological process (GO): signal transduction
Molecular function (GO): protein binding
Source: RefSeq, a predicted model, not a curated record
AUGGCCACAGAGUGCAGCAAUGCACGCCUGUCCUUUGUUCUGGAAUCUCAGUUGUACCGCACUGAAGGAUUGCUCCCUGGAAGCCCUGGUCCUGGCCAGCAGUUCAGGAGAGCCCCUUUAGUGGCAGAGAGGAAAAUCCUGAAGCUUAGAAAGCUUCCAAGACUCAUCCAAGGUCACAGUGCUAGACCCAGUGAAGGUCAUACUGUUGGACUACUCCAGGGAUACAUUAUGCUGGCCCAGGGUCACAGCACUAGUCUUGUUCAAGAUCACUUGGCAAAGGAGCCAGUGGAAGAUACAGACCCUAGCACUUUAUCCUUUAACAUGUCAGACAAAUAUCCUAUUCAAGAUACGGGACUCCCUAAAGUUGAGGAAUGUGAUACAGUUACUUUGAACUGCCCACCAAAUUCUGAUGAGCAACAUCAGGGAGAAGAAAAUGGCUUUCCAGAUAGCACUGGAGAUCCCCUUUCAGAUGUCAGCAAGGACAAGCCCUGUCAUGAAAACUGUACUUGUUCCUCCUGCUCACUUCGGGCUCCCACCAUAAGUGACUUGCUCAAUGAUCAGGACUUACUAGAUGUGAUCAGGAUAAAGCUGGAUCCAUGUCACCCAACAGUAAAAAACUGGAGGAAUUUUGCAAGCAAAUGGGGCAUGCCCUAUGAUGAAUUGUGUUUCCUGGAACAGAGGCCGCAGAGCCCCACCUUGGAGUUCUUGCUCCGGAAUAGUCAGAGGACGGUGGGCCAGCUGAUGGAGCUCUGCAGGCUCUACCACAGGGCCGACGUGGAGAAGAUUCUGCGCAGGUGGGUAGAAGAGGAAUGGCCCAAGCGGGAGCGUGGAGACUACCCCCGGCACUUCUAG